Penicillium samsonianum is the source of this 900-nucleotide messenger RNA. RefSeq names its product acyl carrier protein. The coding region runs from base 1 to 900 and encodes 299 amino acids. The transcript has a single exon. The record is from RefSeq and is a predicted model, not a curated record. Lineage: Eukaryota; Fungi; Ascomycota; Eurotiomycetes; Eurotiales; Aspergillaceae.
AUGGCUCCCGAGAAAGGUGAAGAUUGGGCGUAUUUUGAUUGGGCUCCUAACUCCAACGUUGUUAUGGAUCCAGUAGACGGUGAAGUGUACGAGCUAGUGAUCCGUCGAGAUAAGGACCGCAAGAUGCACGGAAUCUUCCAUGCGUUUCCGGAUCUUACAGAAUAUCGAUCUCAAGAUGUCUUUCAACGGCACCCGAGUAAGGAAACUUUAUGGCGUUAUUCCGGACGCUUAGACGACAUCGUUGUUCUAAGCAAUGGAGAAAAGUUCAACCCUAUUGCUAUUGAGAAGGCGAUCGAGGCACACCCAUUAGUCUCAAAAGCAUUGGUAGUGGGACAAGGGAACUUUCAAUCUGCUCUGCUGAUUGAACCAAAUUGGGACCUAUGGACCGAGGAUGAGCAUACAGUCAAAGACUUUCUGAAUGAGAUCUGGCCAUUGGUCAGCAAGGCCAAUGAAAUGGCCCCUGCAUGUGGUCGAGUGAUGUUCAAUCGCAUUGGUCUUGCGACUAAAGCAAAGCCCUUCAAAGUUACCGCAAAGGGGAGCACCCAGCGCCGACAAGUCAACAAUGACUACCAUGCUGAGAUUGAGAGCCUUUAUGAGCAAGAGCCAAUCACCAAUUUGGAAUUUCCCGACAAGCCCUCAGUAUCUUCGAUUACCGACUAUAUCCGCCAUGUUGUUCACAGCCAGUUCAACAAUCGGUUGAUGAAUGACACAGACGAUUUCUACGUGGCCGGGCUCGACUCCUUACAGACCAUUACCCUUGUCAAUAUGUUGAACAGUGCCAUGAAGGCGACAAAAUCAAAAUGGGAUAAAUCAGUCACUGCACAGAUGGUCUAUGAUCACCCCACCGUUUUAACCCUAUCACACUUCAUCAACAAUAUCCUGCAUGGCAGCUCCGACUAG